Molecule: messenger RNA, 2657 nt
Organism: Setaria italica (foxtail millet)
Lineage: Eukaryota; Viridiplantae; Streptophyta; Magnoliopsida; Poales; Poaceae
Product: phosphatidylinositol/phosphatidylcholine transfer protein SFH6
Exons: 15
Coding region: 306-2156 (616 amino acids)
Source: RefSeq, a predicted model, not a curated record
CAGUGGGGGUACAUAUAAACAAGUGGUGGCCUUGUGAUCGGCGGCCGCUGCCCUUUCACCCUCGCAGUCUCCGGAGAGAUUUUAGAGAGGCCGGAGCCGGAUCGCCGAGCCGCGGCGGCGACCUGGAGGUAGCGAGCAGACGGCACGGCAGCUAGGGAGUUCUUGCCGGUUGGCACCCUUUAAAAUAGGGAAGAAAUCCUACAUUCCUCUCCUACAUUCAUUGAAGAAUCAAGACUGGCCAUUUGAUCUCGACUCUUGAGAGCUCGGGGUGCUGCGCGCAAUCUCAAAUUGGACGCGGAAUCACAAUGUCAGUGAGCCAUGCCGACGAGCACGAGAUAUCGCUGUGCGACCCCAACUCCGAGGACGACCGGCGCCGGCGGAAGAUCGGAUCGCUGCGGCGGAAGGCCAUCCACGCGCUCCGGAAGAAGCGGGGCAGGCGGCGCGUCACCGACUUCCGCUUCCCCGCCGCCAUCUCCAUCGAGGACGUCCGCGACGCCGAGGAGGAGCGCGCCGUCGCCGCGUUCCGCGACCGCCUAGCCGCGCACGGCCUCCUCCCCUACAAGCACGAUGACUACCACAUGAUGCUGAGUAAGUUCGUCUUUGUUUGUUGUCAUGAUCAAUGCAGGUUUCUGAAGGCCAGGAAGUUCGAUUCCGAGAAGGCAACGCAAAUGUGGGCAGAGAUGCUGAGAUGGAGGAAAGAAUUUGGAGCUGACACAAUCUUGGAGGACUUUGAAUUCAACGAGCUCGAUGACGUUCUCCGGUACUACCCUCAGGGCUACCACGGCGUCGAUCGGGAAGGCCGGCCAGUGUACAUCGAGAGGCUCGGCAAGGUUGAUCCUAACAAGCUCAUGCAGAUCACCUCGGUGGACCGGUACAUCAAGUACCAUGUGCAGGAGUUCGAGAGGGCAUUCAGGGAGAAGUUCCCUGCCUGCACAUUAGCAGCCAAGAGACACAUUGAUUCCACUACUACCAUAUUGGAUGUCCAUGGUGUGGGGUUUAAGAAUUUCUCAAAAACUGCAAGGGAGCUUGUUCAACGAAUGCAGAGAAUAGACAGUGACUACUAUCCUGAGACACUACAUCAGAUGUAUGUUGUGAAUGCUGGCAGUGGAUUCAAGCUGAUCUGGAAUAGUGUUAAAGGAUUUCUUGACCCAAAAACUUCUUCCAAGAUUCAUGUUCUUGGUUCAAACUACCAGAGCAGGCUAAUUGAAGUUAUUGACUCAAGUGAAUUGCCAGAGUUUCUUGGUGGUUCAUGCACAUGUAGUGACAAGGGUGGUUGCCUUGGAUCUAACAAAGGGCCAUGGAAUGAUCCUGCCAUUUUGAAGCUGAUACACAGUAUGGAAGGCGGUGGUAGUAUGAGAGAAACCAAGCAAAUUUCUGAUGGGUACGAAAGAAGUGGCUCUUCCCUAAGGGCAGAAAACCUGAAGGGCAUGCUCAGUGACGUAUCAAAUGCUGAAUCUGAGUCAGAUGUUGAUGAUAUUGGUUUAUCAGUUUCUCAGAAGAUUACCGACCACAGUUUGCUUACCCCAGUUCGCGAAGAAGUUAAGGGAUCAGAUUCUUCAGCCUCUUGUAGUUCUGAUGGUAAGCAUCUCCUAGAUAUGAAUCCUGGCUCUCCUCAGGGCACCCAGCAAGUGGAGAGGGUGUCAAUUCAAUCGAUCUGUCAGAAACAUUUUUCCACCUUUGGAUGGCUACAUUGCUUAGGGAACAUUGCUCUUAUUCUUCAUGGUACAUCUGCUGUAAGGACUUUGGAAGAUCUUGCUAGAGGACUGGCCACAGUCUUGAUCAGGAUAUCAUCCUUCUUCCACUUUUUCGUCUGUAGACAAGAAAGGAUGCUAGAAAAUGUCCAUUCUUGUGCUGACGCAGAGCAAGCAAAGCCUCAACCUGUAAGAGAAGAGGACAUGAGUGCUUCUUUACAACGCCUUGAAAAGCUCGAGUCCCUGUGCAAUCAUCUAAUGAGCAAACCUCCAGAUAUGCCAAAGGAUAAAGAACUUGUACUGUUUCAGGCUUUCGAUCGGAUAAAAUCCCUUGAAGCUGAUCUGGAGAGGACUAAAACAGCGUUGGAGGCUGCCGUGGCAAAGCAAAUGGAAUUGGAGGACAGUGUGGAAGCUCUGCAGCACCGGUCGGCUAGUGUUGUUAGGAGGAGAUUGUGCUGUUCAUAAAAGUAGGAUCAUCUUUACGCCGUAAGCUGUCUGGAUUAACUGACGAACCUGAAGCUGCCGGCGCCAAUUUUUGACUCAGUUCUUCUCAACCCUGUGCGUGAAAGGUGACCCCCGCCAUGUAGCUGGCUGGACGCACAUGAGAUCAAUCAGCUUCUGUAGUUGACUAGUUGCUAGCACUAGCCUCAUUUUGUUGCUACACUAUGAUCUCCAUGGGGUGUAAGAAUGAGCCGAAUGACAGAGCUUUUGCCGUGCUACUACCUUCUCUGUAAAUGCAGUGCAGCAGUUGACACCAUUGGAGUUACAAUGAACAAAUGAAGCAAUAGUCUCUUUUUUAGCAUUAGUUCGUUCUGUAUAAUUGGAUAUCUAUUUCAACAGCAGCAAUCUGUUGAUUUGUCUAGAGCUAAUUCGCUCUGAAUCUAGCAUUUUUUGUCCUUUUAACUCCUCCAAGUAGAGUCUGAAUGGAGUCUAUGUAAAAUGCUUCAAUGAAUUAUUGCAGCACUA